CUCUGACUCUGUGUCCGUCUCUAAACUCUAGUCUGUGCGAAUCUGCUGCCAGCAGCGAGGAACAGAACAGUAGCCAAUUUGCCAUCUCACAGUUGCGUUCCUCCGAUUCCCCGUCCCCCGAUGGACCUGUCUCCCAGCUCGUCGGCGCCAUCCGCGCCGCCGGUGCCGUGCGAGUGGUCCGGCGCCGGGCUCGGCUCCGCGGCGUGCGGCCUCGCCUGCAGGGUGCUCUGCGCCGUCGCCACCUGCGUCUUCGCGGCCGUGGGGUCGCUGGUCGGGGCGGUGACGGGGUCCAUGGUGGGGCUGGCGACCGAGAGCGGGAUGCUGCGCGGCGCCGGCAUCGGGGCCAUCUCCGGCGCCGUCUUCUCCAUCGAGGUCGCCGAGUCGUCCCGCGACCUCUGGCACUCGGGCGACUCCGGCGUCUGGACCCUCCUCUACAUGGUGGACAUCAUCUCCAGUCUCUUGAGCGGCAGGCUGGUCCGGGAGAAGGUGGGGCCGGCUGUUCAGAGCGCCGUGCAGAGCCAGAUCAGCGCCAUCAGCUCGCCGUUCGAGGAGACGAGCGACCUGUUCGAGACCGGCAGCGUGAGGGGCCUCCCCGAGGCCGCGGUGCGCCGGCUGCCGGUGACGGUGGUCGCGGAGGACGGCGCCGUGGACGCGGCGGGCCAGGCGCUGUGCUGCUCGGUGUGCCUGCAGGACUUCCGGGUGGGCGACCGCGCGCGGAGGCUGCCCGGUUGCCGCCACCUGUUCCACGUGCCCUGCAUCGACUGCUGGCUCCUCAGGCACGGCUCCUGCCCGCUGUGCCGGCGAGACAUCUGAAACUCGGUCGUCUGCUCUGUGAACCGCCACCCACGUCGCCGGAAACGUGGUGUAGUGUUGCUGCUUUGGACGAGAUGGUCAGUUAGUUGAGUAGGGUUCCUACUUUGUAGGACGGCACCCUGAUGCCCGUAAGGGAAAUGGUGCGCUCUGACGCUCUGUUAACUAAAAAAGAAGAAGAGAGAAAACAGCCCCUCAGCUUCAAAGAAUCAAAAGGGGAAAAAAACCAUAAUAGUGAACAAACGUUCAACG
Messenger RNA from Zea mays, 1062 nucleotides. RefSeq lists its product as uncharacterized. The transcript has 4 exons. Lineage: Eukaryota; Viridiplantae; Streptophyta; Magnoliopsida; Poales; Poaceae. Bases 121 to 813 code for a protein of 230 amino acids. The record is from RefSeq and is marked validated.